Armigeres subalbatus is the source of this 2750-nucleotide messenger RNA. Its product is annotated as cytochrome P450 4c3-like. Gene Ontology annotation, molecular function: monooxygenase activity; oxidoreductase activity, acting on paired donors, with incorporation or reduction of molecular oxygen; heme binding. The transcript has 3 exons. The record is from RefSeq and is a predicted model, not a curated record. NCBI's taxonomy places the organism in Eukaryota, Metazoa, Arthropoda, Insecta, Diptera, Culicidae. Bases 141 to 1778 code for a protein of 545 amino acids.
AAGGCUUCCUUCAGUUUGCGGAAUAGAUCGGUCGGGAACACAAGUGCUGGGACCAAGAUCCUCGCCAAUCACUCCAUCGGAAACAGAGUCGAUUAUCGUCGUUGUCGUUGUCGAGCGCGCGCUUUGGGUCGUCUUGCGCAAUGAAAGAGCCGUUGCUACUGAUCAUAACGAUCGCGUCUCAGCUGAUGCACGCGGUCAGGGAAUUCCCGCUGUCGGUGACGGUGCUGCUUUGCGUGGUGACCCUUGCGUGGUUUUUCUUCCAUAAUAGCAACGGUAGUGGUCAACUAUUUUUGAAGACUUGGUCGCGGACCAGUGAUGGUUCGCGGAAGAAAAGUGUCAAACAUUACCUGAACCAGUUGCCGGGGCCGCAGUGCGUUCCCCUGCUGGGCAAUUCGCUGCUGAUGGCAACCGAUCGAGAAGACAUGUUCAACCGAAUGCUCACAGCACGCAAAAUCUACGGUCGCAAGCAGGGCAUGUGCCGCAUAUGGAACGGCCGGAUGCCGUACGUACUGAUCUCGAAAGCCGAGGCUGUUGAACGCAUCCUUGCUGGCAGCAUCAACGUCGAAAAGGGACGAGACUACGAGUUUCUACGGCCGUGGCUUGGCGACGGAUUGCUCACCUGUCCUGGCUCUCGGUGGCACAAACGUCGAAAGGCUCUCAAUCCAACGUUCAACUAUAAGAUGCUAUCGGACUUCUUGGAGGUGUUUAACCGGCAAGCGCAAACAAUGGUGCGCGUGAUGGGGAAAGAGCUGAGAAACGAGAACGGAUUCGAUUGUACCAGAUAUGCCACGCUGUGCUCACUGGAUAUUUUAUGCGAAACUGCAAUGGGAUGCCCCAUUUAUGCUCAAGAGCAGUUCGGGUCGGAAUACGUCAAGGCGCACGAAGAAAUCGGACAUAUCAUGUUGGAGCGCUUGCAGAAAAUCUGGCUGCAUCCAGACUUCAUCUACAAGCGUACAGAAUACUUCAAACGCCAGGUUGAAUGUUUGAAAAUACUGCAUGAGUUCUCCGACAGUGUUAUAAAAAAGAGGAGGUUGCAGAGAGCAGCCUCUAUGGCCAACAAACAAGUUGACAAUACAUCAGAAGUUGGGCAAAAACGACAGUUAGCAUUCCUUGAUUUAUUACUCGAAGCAACACAAGAUGGGCAACCGCUCAGCGAUCGUGACAUCCGCGACGAAGUGGAUACGUUCAUUCUGGGAGGUCACGAUACUACGGCAACCGCAAUCGGCUGGUUUCUCCACCUCCUCGGAUCGAAUCCUCUCAUACAGGAUCGAGCCUUCGAGGAAAUUGACUCCAUCAUGGAACACGACUGCGAGCGAUCGCCAACGAUGAUCGAACUGAACGAGAUGAAAUAUCUCGAAUGCUGCAUCAAAGAAGCUCUCCGACUGUUUCCCAGCAUUCCGAUCAUAGCACGUAAACUGACUGAAUCUGUUUCCGUUGGAAACUACACAAUCCCCGCCGGAACCAACGCCGUUAUCGUAGUCUACCAGCUGCACCGAGACGGUAGAUUUUUCCCAAAUCCAGACAAGUUCGAUCCGGAUCGCUUCCUGCCGGAAAAUUCCCAGCAACGUCACCAGUACGCCUACAUUCCGUUCAGUGCCGGUCCGCGGAACUGCAUCGGGCAGAAGUUUGGUCUGCUUGAGGUGAAGGCUGUGGCGGUGGCAUUACUGCGGAAGUAUCGCAUCGAAUCGCUUGAUCGACGGGAGAAUCUAACCUUGUACGGUGAACUGGUGCUGAAGACGAAAGACGGCCUAAGAAUUAGCAUUUCUCAAAGACAGUGACUAUCGGCUCGAUUAAAACUAAGCUCAUCCGUGUGAAUCGUUCCGCGCUAAUUUCCGUCCAAUAACUCCGAUGGGACUGUUGUGUUUUCUGGUGACCGAGGUGCCAAGUCAAGUUCAAGAUUGUGCCGUAUUUUUUCGAUGUUUGGAUUGACAUUUAGCGUCUGUAAAUUCCAUCGUACUACUACCGGCAUCAAACCGCACACUGAAGUCUCACCUCGCCGAUACAUGCAGGAAGGAAAUAAAUCUUAUCGACAACGCGCUAAACUGGUUGAUGAUAACAACUGAUAGGAAGAUUCACGCGAAGCUGUGAAGUUGCAUUUGUUUCGCUUGAAUAGGUUUCAGCAGGUGGACCGUUCCCGGACGCGAAUGGACGAUCGAAACUAAACCACGUUACCGGGUAAGUUGAACUCGGAAGUCCAGUUUUGAAUGACGGAUCAAAUUAAUUAGGUAAAGGAGAGGGCGAACCAAGACUAAGCUUCCUCGUUGUGUUUCCAGGCCUCAGAAAUGCAAUGCCAACCACCGUAAAGGUUCCCCCAAACACACGCGAUGCGACAGUCGCGACGCGAUUCUAUCGCUUGGUAUCGGUUGGUAUGGUAGCGUAAAUAGAACAUUGCCUGCAGCGACCCGACGAUAGAAUCGCGGCGACUAGUUGUCGCCGUCGCGGCGAUGAAAUCGCUUAGGUCUUGGGGAGCCUUAAAAGUGGGUGGCAUUAAAUGAUUUCUUAAUAAUAUGGAUGAAAUAAUAAAAUGAAAUCUGAAGGCCAACUAAUUAAUUGAGUAUAUUAAACGUACGAGAUGAACCAGUCCCAGACUCGUUGAUAAAGACAAUCAAUCGAUCAAAUAUAUUAAAAUAUUUAAAAAAAAAAAUGUAAGCGCAAAUAUUUGCGUAACAAUUUUGCUGAGGGGUUUCAUGUUUCUAAUGGAUAAUCAAAAAGUAUUGUAGCUGUACUAAACUCAAUAAACGGAAAAAAUA